Molecule: messenger RNA, 4265 nt
Organism: Lates calcarifer (barramundi perch)
Lineage: Eukaryota; Metazoa; Chordata; Actinopteri; Centropomidae
Gene: emilin3a
Product: elastin microfibril interfacer 3a
Exons: 4
Coding region: 421-3183 (920 amino acids)
Cellular component (GO): extracellular matrix
Molecular function (GO): protein binding
Source: RefSeq, a predicted model, not a curated record
AUGGUGCCAGUAGGGCCCUAUUAGUGGCGUCUGUAGUCCGCACAAACUCACAGUGGACUGUUGUCAGUCUAACAGAGUCCACCACACCCACAGCCUGAGCAUCAGGGUCAACAUUCACAGGGUGGCAUUCUGCUUUCUAACACAGCCAAAGACAGGUUGUACUGCAGAGACUGGGAUCUUUUUUUUACCUGAUGUCAAUUUUGCAGCUUUAUUUCUGAGUUUGUAUUGUGAUAUCUUGUUUUGUCAGAAGCCUGGUAAUUCAAUUAUUUCCAUAUCAAGUCAAUGGAAUGGAAUAUUAAGGUUAUUACUUGCCCUUGAAAGGAGGAUUAAUUUUCUUUUCUUUCUUCUGUGAAAUCACCUUGACCUCAGUUUGAAGACUCUUGUCACUAAGCUCUUGAUACAGCUCGUGGAUCUUCAAGGAUGCAUUUUGUGAUGGCUGCGAGUCCUUUUGUGAUCAUGACUCUAUUUUUGUCGCUGGUCGAAACCAAGUUCUACAGACCAUUCCAGUUUAACCAGUACAAAGCUGGGCCCAGUCAAUACCAUGAUCAAGGGAAACCCACCAGCAGACACAAAAACCACUGUGCCUACGUCACUGAAAAGACAGUUUCCUUCACCGUGCAGGAUGGGGCAGCCCCUUAUGUAAAAGCUGAGUACAACAAGUGUUCCUGGGGUCAAAAAUGUCCAACUCUGAUGUAUCGUCUGAUGUACAAACCCAUGUACAAGGUGGCACAUAAAACUGUCACAGAGCUGGAGUGGCGCUGUUGUCCAGGGUACUCUGGUUACGGCUGCAUGGAGGGACCUCCAGUUUACCAACACCCAAUGAAAAUGAUGCCGCCAUUCAAGGGCCCACCAAUGAAAGGCCCACAGUUUAAGGGGCCACAGUUCAACAAAGGUCCCAUGUUCAAGGGUCCCAUGUUUAAGGGCCCACCUAUAAACACUGCUGUGAAAGCCAACCCAUGGAGUCAACCCAAAGGGCCGCCCACCGGCAGUUAUAACUCUUACCCAAUGCGUCACUUUGGGCCUCCAUCGUCCUCCUCCUACCCUGACACCUCCUUCGAGCCCUAUCCGCCUCAGCCAGAGCCAAUGCCAGACCACCAGGAGCCACAUCACACAGAGCAUGACCAAGUACAUGAGCAUGAACACGAGCAUAGCCAAGCACCUGAGGAACAUGUACUAGAGGAGAUCCCUCCUCCUUCCACUGGUGGUGAACAGCCUGAGGGAGAAACCACAGAUCAGGCUCUUGACAGUGAGACAGAGGAGCGUAUAUAUCGAAUGGAAGAGGAUGUGCGCCGUCUAAACCAGGGUCUGGAGACCCUGAGGGGAACUGUGAAUGGACUGGAGGAAAGUCUACGAGCCUCUCUGAGAGAGGAUGCCAACAGGAUGCUGUCAGCACUGCUCUCUGCUGCCCCUGGUCCUGUUCCUGCUCCAGCUGUAGCCUCUAGUACAUCCACUGUAGGGUUUGCAGAGAUUCCUGGAGGAAACCCUGAGACAGAGGGUCUAGAUGGCAGACACGUGUUUCCAGGCCUUACAGAACUGAAUGGUAGGGUAGAGGAUCUCAGGGCAGAGCUGCAAGCCAAGACAGUAGAGCUGCAGGAACUCAAAUCAACAGUGAUGGGCCAUGACGGUGAAUUGAAGAAGAUGUCAGGUGUGGUAUUAGACUCCACUGGCAAUACUGGGGGAAAUGCUGAGAGAGCUAUGGAGAAGCUGAUGGAUGCCAAGCUGAAUGCAGCAAGGACAGAAAUUCUUGAUGGGUUUGAGAAGCGUGUGGAGAGUGCAGAGGGCCGGUGUGAGGAGAAAGCUGGGGAUGUGCGCCGUCAGUGCCAGAAGGAGCAAGGUGAGAGGCAAGAGCAGAUGGAAGAUGUUCUGCAUGAGAGUACCACAGACUUGACAACAGAACUGAGAAACCUCCGGGCACAGAUCCAUGGUAUACAGGCUGCAGAGGGCUGCUGUGGCAGAAUGAGUGGACUGGUUGAAAGAGUGCAGCUGCUGGAAACAUCAGUGGCAGGACUCAACCAGUCCCAGGGGCACCUGAGGGUGGAACUGGGUGGACACAAGGACCACAUAGAAGGAAUGCUGGAGGGGCGUCUGGGGUAUGUUGAGUCCAAGCUCAACCUGACUGGGCAGAUUAAAAGUGAUGUGUCUGGAAGGAGAGGGGGUGUCCCAGACAGAGCUGAGACAGGACAGGGCCUGGAGGCCAGGAUGGAAGGUAAGCUGAGGGCUCUGGAGGGCCGUUUACUGAUGGCUUUGGAAGAGCUGGGUAAUGCCACUGCCCCCGCUCUGCUAGAGGGUCAUGCUGUUCCCACUCUGGAGACAGAACUGGAGUCCAUCCGAGAAAGACUAGAGGUGGACGUGGACAGAGUGCAGAGACAGCUGAGCAACCUUGAGAUUCUCUGCUCCUCUUCUUGUUCCUCAACUCCAAACCCAUCUGCCAUUCAGGGAGACUCUGCUGCACCAAGCGCUAACCUCGCAGAGGAGCAGAAUGUGAAGGAGGUAUUGGACGUGCAAGAUGACCGUUUAAAUACCCUGAACGUCACACUGCAGAGUAUCCUGAAGCGUCUGCCCCUAAGGGAACAACAGGAACAAGGAGAAGGAGAUACUCCCAUCCAUGGAGAGCUCACAAUCCUCAAGUUUAAUGUCCGCUCAGUCAACCGCACCCUGAGAGGCCUCCAGGAUUCUCUGGGAACAGUCAUCCACCAGGUGGGUCAAGCCAACAGCUCCUGGCAUGAAAGAGAGUCUCGUCUAGCCCAGCAGAUAAAGGGUGUGGUUCAGCUGGUUGGACACCAGGCUUCCAUGCUUGGGGCAGGUGAACGCAGACUGACCCGACUUAAGGGUGAGCUGCUGGAGAUGAGGAGGCGGCUAGCAGAGGAGGUGCAGGGCUGCCGGAGCACUGCUAUGGGGGUCCAGAAAGAGGUCACUGAGGUUGGAGGGCGUGUUGCCAGCGUGGAGGACCAGUGUAAGGGCCUGAAUUACUUGGCAGAUGACCUUGAGAGAAUCAGGGAGGAGCUUGAGAGACAAUCGAACGGGCUUCUCCUGCAAGUAAAUGGGACUCUCUCCAGCCAUGCUCAGCAGCUGUCUGAGCUGAGAGGCGAAGUCAGAAACUGCACCUCCAAGGUAGAGCCAACACAACAAAGUUUAGAGCUGGAGGCAGAGCCAAGACGAGGGGACACCUUCGCUUUGAAUUAGUUCGGUUUAUGUGGACAAUAGAUUUUAAAAAUGGAUGAAAAAGGGUAAAUACUCUGCAGGUGUAGUGGGGGUCCACUAAAACCCCAUCUUAUUUGAAUUGUAAAAUACAAAGGUUUUGAACCUGCACUGAAAUGAGGAUGAUUUUAGUUAGCUUACAGUAUGAAAUGAAAACAAACAUGGCAGCUAAUUCUGACUGCACUCACAAAGGUGCUAAGAUGAACUGUUUGUUUCAAUGGACCAUUAUUUAGAGCCUAAGUGAUUGUGGAAAUCUGUUUCCGUAAAGCUUACAAAAAUAUUCUUGUAUGAACCAUUGUUUAAUGAUGUUUACAUGUUUAAGUUUUUGUAUUGAUUUUUCUUACGUCUAGACUAAAAGUAUAGGAGAUAUUAUGUUUUUAUAUGGUUUCACUUAAGCAUUAGCUUCUGUUCUAUUUGUAAUUCUGCAUAAAAUGUUCACAUUUCAAGCUAUGAACAGUUUAAUUUCAAGGUUUUUCAGUAUUUACAAUUCAAUAAACACGUUUCUUUACCGCUAAUGUUUUCCUGGUUAGCAAUCAUGUCACACAAGAGAUGCAAGAUACAUAUAAAACAUUAUAUAUAUAUUAAGGACAACAACCCUGAAUUUCAGAAACUAGUCAUGUAACUCUUUGGAGGUGAAAAGUGUUGAUGCAGAAAAGUGGGGAAGCCACAAGAGGGCAAUAGAGAAGCAUUAAUAAUGCUGAGUGCUGGGGACUGGGGAGGUUUGACUUGACUGAAGCUGUGCAGAGUAAAAUGUUCCUCCCAAAAAUUGAGUUCAUGGGGACAGCCCUCACUCGCCAAAAGAAAAUUACAAAUUGGCAUUAUUGCCAAGGUCAGACAGAGAGACAUCCAAGGAGGACUUCAGUACAGCAGCCUACAUCUCAUUCUCUCGCUCUCUCUGUCUCUCUAGGCUACAAAUCUACCAGCCCAGCUUUCGGAGCACUGCUCUUAUUGGACGUUACAAUAAGGCGAUAGGUGACCUUGCUAAUAACCCUCCCCUGUUAGCCCCUCUUCCCCUAUCGAACAAACAACCAUUAAAACGACACCUAUGUGGGAGAUGAGCCCACUGC